AUGAGUCGGACACCUUGGACAAAACCCACCUCAUCUUUCCCUUCGGAUAGAAUCAAACCGAAACCGUCUCCGAACCCAACACAGUCCAAAAAUAAAGGAAAAGGAAACCAGCAGCGCGAUGACGAACCACCUAAAAGCAAACCCGUACGCAAGCUUGAGAAGCUACUCUCAGGAAUAAGAAAGAGUAAGCUUGAUGAAAGGGACCCGAAAGGAGGGUGUUUUUGUCUUGCUCGUACGCAUGAGCUGUCUCCGUACACGCCGUUGUGUCGUUCGUGCGGGCUCAUUUUAUGUUCCCUGAACGCGCCGUACUAUGCAUGUCCACACUGUACUGAACCUCUUAUCACCGCUUCUUCUUCACCAUCCACAUCACGAUCAAUAUCGCGGGACGCUCUCGUUGCACAAAUCGAGGCCGAAUUGGAGUCCACUCUUGCGGCAGAACAGGCAGCGCGAGAACGGGAGAUAGAACAGGCCAGGAUAGAGGCUGGCGCAUUCCCAAUGCUUCGCGGCGGAAAUGGAUCUGGGACUGCGUCACCCUCACCUGCAGCGAACAGGAUGGCUGCUGCAUCGGCACCUCCCUCACGCCAGUCCCAACCCCAAUCCCAGACGCACAAAGUCAUGUCCCUCACAUCCAAACCAGGGAACGCGCGUGGUCGCGUGGUGGUCUCCUCAUACACUACUGUCACCACACCAGUGCCUUCUCGGCCUAGUUCUCGCAAUGCUAACGUGGAUGACCUGGAGGAGGGUAUAGCACCACGAGUACCAGCACCCAUUCCAUUAUCCAAGGAAGUGGCGCCUCCGCCAACCAAAGAACGGCCCUGGCUGAAUUACGUUCAUGGACCAGUGACGUACAAACCACCUUUGCGAGUUGACGAUGAGCGUGGUACCGUCGCUGGAACAUCGUCAUCCAAGCGUAGAAGGGGUAAGGCGAAAGUGAAAAAUGAUGAUGGCGGGUCAGCAGCAAAGGGAUAG
Messenger RNA from Psilocybe cubensis, 969 nucleotides. RefSeq lists its product as uncharacterized. The record is from RefSeq and is a predicted model, not a curated record. Gene Ontology annotation, biological process: regulation of DNA-templated transcription. The transcript has 2 exons. NCBI's taxonomy places the organism in Eukaryota, Fungi, Basidiomycota, Agaricomycetes, Agaricales, Agrocybaceae. Gene Ontology annotation, molecular function: zinc ion binding. Bases 1 to 969 code for a protein of 322 amino acids. Gene Ontology annotation, cellular component: nucleus.